UCACCUUUUUAUUUUACUUUAUGAAAUACGAAAAGUCGAUAAUAGCGCCUCCAUGUCCGAUCUCUGUCCUUUCAUCCUAAUUCAGCUUUUUCAACGAAUACCCACCAGCCUCGGCCUCCUCCACUCGACCUCAAGAUUAUUAUACAUAGUGUAGCUUCCGUCACGACUAUGUCUCAUCCGCUUGACAAAUAAAUCAAAUAUACCCAGACUGUCUAUUGACUACGUAUCCUGAUAUCCCUGGAUUACAUCCUCUUCGCAUGUGAUACGCCGUGAGGAGAAUGCGCCCCUCCUUUGACCUCACGAAAGGCCACUUGCCUCCCUUCCGUUUGGCGCGCUGAGAUAUUCUGGACGGCGAGCAAGCUGGUGUUUGCCUGCUGUGUAUGUGAAGGAUGAUCUGGUAUCUUCUCUAUCCUUUCAGAGGAACUACUGAAGGUCCCGUACUAGAGGAAUCGCAUCCUUUACGUAUUGCUUUCGCGCGGUACGGACGAUACGCUGCUAGCCAUGUUGUGACAACCUUGCUGGUCUCCGUUGCUGUCGCUUCCGUCCUUAUAUAUCCCUUCCCCUUCCUCUAUACUACCGACUUUACCAGUGGCGCGUCUAUCCUUCCCGAACAUGCCUGGACCGAUACUUUACCUCUGGUCGACAAGAACAGAGUCGAACCUGAUGUUAUUAUGCGUUCGAUAUGGGUACACGGCAACUAUUUUCAGGCUCUAAACAGAAACGUACUACGAAGUGCGCUGGAUCUUCAAGAUGAACUGCUUGGCCCUACUGUCAAUUUUAACCCACGGCGUUAUAUUGCUGACGAGAUCGAUAAUGCUAAUGCUACGAAUACCGAUCUCACGCUUGACCAACGCGAUUCCUAUCAUGUUGCCAAUGGUUUAACGAACCAGUCUUGGUUUUUCCAAUCCCCGCUUCAGUAUUGGUCGUGCUCCUCAGAGACGAUAGAGCAAGAUGAUGACAUUAUUGCCACCGCAAAUGAGAGAAAGACCCAAUCGACGUCAGUCAAUGUGACCCUACGGCAUUCGACUGUAUUUAGUGGGAAACGCUUCCAGGAUCGCCGGCUCGUCGCCGCUGAUGCCCUUGUCAUCACCCUUGUCCAUCAUCGAGACUCUCCAGUUGGACGUCAAUGGCAAGAGAAAGUCCAAGCUCUCAAACAGAACACGGAUGAUAAUUGGGACAUAUUUAAUUAUUCUCCGAACGGAAAAACCAGCGAAAUGUAUGAGUUUCAGUUUCGUCCUAUGUCGUCUCAGGAUGUCUUGCUUUUAGGGCUAGCCUAUACCCUCGUCCUUAUUUACUUCUUGACAAGUUUGUCUAAGUUACGGGCCGUCAAGUCGAAGGUUGGAUUGAUGGUUACCGUUAUAGCCCAGAUUGUUCUCGCCAUAUUUUCAAGCUUUACUAUAUGUGCCAUUUUUAAGAUCGAUUUGUCAAGGAUCCCCCGCUUAGGAUACCCGGUCGUGAUCUUUUCUAUGAGCUUGGAAAACAUCUUCCGUCUCAUCAAUGCUGUCAUUCUCACACCAUCGGAACACAACACCAGUAAGAGGAUUGGCUAUGCAUUUGGUGAGACAGGUUUCGUUGCUCUCACCAGCGUCGCUCAAAAUCUUAUCAUCUUAUAUGGCCUAUCGAAACUCGUAUCGCCGGGUGUUUCGGCAUUUUGCACUUUUACGGCGAUUGCAUUAAUAUUUGAUUUCUUUUACCUAUCAACCUUCUUCCUCUCAGUACUCAGUGUUGAUGUUCGACGUACUGAACUUAGCGAUGCACUCGCAAAAGCUUCGAUUCGAUCUCAUCGAUCUGUCUCCGACCCACAAUCACGGCAAACAUGGUUAGAUGCGAUGCUGCAAGGCAGGAUCGCUAUGUCAACACGCAUUGCCGGGACUAUCGUAAUGGUUGGUUUUGUUCUCAUAUCCCAGUGGCACUUUUUUGAGAAUGAAAGUGUCAUAAGAGCACUGAGCCGGAUUCUCCACAUCUCUCCGAAAUACAAGAAUUUAUCGCUGUCUUCAUCUCUAAGCGAAGUUCAUCAAGGCAGAAGUCCAGCAUCGUGGUUAGGUCUUCAAGACCAUGAGACGGCCCGGGAACUCAUUCACGUUAUCAAGCCCGAUGCUCAUAGUUAUAUCGCAAGGGUCUUUUACCCUACAAUUUUCGUUCUUAAAGGAUCGGAUCGGAACCUUUCAGCUAACGAGCCGUGGUUCCCGCCAGCCGUUUACGACUUCAUCCGCCAUCAAUCAUCCCCUUUCAUUGUAACUAUAAUAGUCAUCGCGGCUGCGGUCCGCCUACUAAUGAAUUAUCUAUUGUGGGACGAGUUAGCAGAUUCUGCGAGGAUUGAUGGAGCCGAUAACGAUCCUCUCCUCUCGGUGAAGACCCUAAGCAGAGGCCACACUCUUGAUGUCGCCUUACUCACUGCUUCCUCCGACGGCCACCUGGUGUCCAUUGGGCUGGAUCGAAUUAUCCGAGUAUGGGAUGUCAAAGCUGGCGGCGAAAGCUACGUGUUGAGCGACAACGAUGACUCAUCUCAUAUUCCGUUUCCUAUUUUGGCCGUAUGUAUCGACGAUGAGUCUCACUGGCUUGCGCUCUUAACAUCAAGCAAAGUUCUUCUAUGGAACCUCGUCAAUUUUCGAUGGGGCCCUGUACUCGAGGUGGAGCGGGAUCGACAUAAGCCUGAAGCUUUCUUCUUCGUUCCUGACGAUUCUGCGACUAUUCCCUCUUUAGUGGUUAUUCGGCGGGACGGCACUCUUACGGAACUGAGAACAGAUCAAGCACGACCGAAAAGCGUUAUGCUUACCGAAGGGAGCUCGAUUGUCUCCGUUAGCUCUCUUGCGGAAAAAGGGUUUCCUGCUCAAGUUAUAGCUUCUACUCGUGAUGGUCAAGUUCAUAUUGCCACCCAAGAGGACAAUAAGUGGCCUUCUAGUAUAGUGAACGAAGGCAGUUCGACCGAGCGCGACCUCAUCUCAAUCCAGUCUUUGCCAGAGUUGGGCUUCUUCCUCGUUAUCCGAUUUCAGACCGUGGAUUUAGUGGAUUCACAGACUCUCAAAACGAUUUAUACAUUCAACACGGAUCCUAUUCAACCGAAAAGCGUGAAAUGUUUUCACUCGAGGCCACGGAAAAUGCGGUGCGGCUCCAUUGCCUUAUGGAGUUUUACAAUGGCAUAUAACCAUGCUUACACUCGAGACCUGAUGGUACACACAUAUAGCCCGCAGAAUGAGGGAGAGUCGCUGUGUUUCUGUGACCCUACUUCCCCCACGAGGAAAACGUGCUGUCCAUGGCAAAGAGCAAAGGUGUCGAAGCGGACCAUAAAAAAUCCCGGAGUAUGGGACGCUUUGCCUUCUGGGAUCAUCGCUGGCGUUAGAAAGAAGACGUCGGAAAAAGCCCGAGCAGAUGGCCAUGAUGAUCCCCAGCGUCUCCAACAGCUUAGUAAUCUUCGGCGCCGGCACCAACCUUCUCAAUCUGCGAAUGGCCAUGGUAUCCCAGACAAUAAUUGGGAAGUAUGGAUGUUCUCCCAUUUCGGUAAAAAGGAGACAUGGGAGACGCAGCCGUUAUGCCCGAAGAUUGAAGAUGAUGGCCACCUCUUCGUUAACAAUCUAGGACCUAUGGCGAGAAUCGGCCGUGCCAGCUUGGCUAUUGGACUUAGUAAUGUCAUCAAGGUCAUCGUGGUCGGCAACGAGCGGUUCGAAACGGGAGACAGAGCACAGCCUGAAGACGGGAUGCCUGCGUUGGGGAAUCGUCGGCGUAAGGGGCCAUCAACUCUUCGCGCUAAGCAUGCUGUACACUGCCCUCACUGUUGACAUAGACGAGGGCUCGAACGAUAUUUAUGGUUUAAUUUCUUCUACGGACUAUUUUUACGAUAUGGGAAACGGACUAUUAGGUUCGGACGAGAUAUGAUUUGCAUUACGGAUAUAGGUUCAAAGGAUCUGGCUGGUUCGAGGUCUACACGGUCAACAUAACUAUACAACAACACCACACCAAGGGGUUUAAAGGUUAACGGCGUAUGUUCUGUCUGUUUUUUUUGCUUAUUCUUCUUCGCCUCCGCGAAACUUUACGACUAGGGACAUACUAGAAACGGGAACGGGGAAACGGGUGGCCCGGGGUUAUCACGGCGCGAUUUUACGAGUUCAUCAAAAAAAGCAACGGGGUUCCAA
Annulohypoxylon maeteangense is the source of this 4130-nucleotide messenger RNA. RefSeq names its product sterol-sensing domain of SREBP cleavage-activation-domain-containing protein. The transcript has 3 exons. Gene Ontology annotation, cellular component: Golgi membrane; endoplasmic reticulum membrane. Gene Ontology annotation, biological process: SREBP signaling pathway. NCBI's taxonomy places the organism in Eukaryota, Fungi, Ascomycota, Sordariomycetes, Xylariales, Hypoxylaceae. The coding region runs from base 390 to 3776 and encodes 1128 amino acids. The record is from RefSeq and is a predicted model, not a curated record. Gene Ontology annotation, molecular function: protein binding; sterol binding.